UUUUAAGUUGGUGAUGUGUGUCCAAGAUGUAGUAAAUAUUUAUUGAGCAUAGAAUCUAAAAAGUGAAUAGUGUUUGAGUAUUAAAUGAUAAGAUAUGAGGCGAAUCUUAUCAUGAUUGAUGGAGCAAGAACGCUCAUCCAUUUGGACUCAGUCCUCUUUCGAAAAGCCAAAAUUUCAUACUCAUAUAGAUUUUGACGACUCUGGUGUCCGUGCAGAUGUGAUCCAAUCUCUUGAAAAGCGUAUUCCAAACCAUUUUCUUGUCAUUGCUCUUAUAAAACAACUGUGUUCACUUUACAUUGAUGAAGAGGAAAAGUGCUUAGAAACCUUCAACAAAAUAUGCGAGCAACUAGCCAAUAUGAAAAUUAUUCCGUUAUUUGCUCUUCAUGAAGAUUUCUCUGCCAUUCGUGAAAAAUACAUCAGUGCAUUUCAUAAUGUUCUUUUGACAACCAGUGAUAAAAAGGAAACAUGCGUUAAGAAAGUCACUGACUGUAAAAUAUUGUGUAAAUCAUCAGCUUCAAGUUCAAAGAUACUUGAUUACAAUGCAACUCGAUACAAGGAAGAAUUUGAAGAAAUUAUAAAACUAGGCAAAGGUGGAUUUGGAAGCGUUUACAAGGUUAAAAAUCGCUUGGAUCGUCGUGAGUAUGCUGUAAAGAAAGUUCAUUUAAGUGAAAAAGAUCUUGCAAAUUGUCUUAAGGUGUUACGUGAAGUUAAAGUUCUUGCACGUCUACGUCAUUCUAAUGUCGUUGGUUACCAGUCCGCGUGGCUUGAAUUCGUCAACAACGAGAAUUCUUUGGUGGCUUCAAGCAUUCCAAGAAUAUCAACGCAUCCCGAUCGAUUAGUUGAUCUUGAGUUUGAAUCGGAUUUUAGAAAACUAAAGACCGAGGAUCAAAGUGAAAGCAGUCAUAUUGUGUUCCAGACCUCCGACACAAGUAUAGAUGAUGAAAAGUCAAACACAAGUCAACAUACGUUUAGUCCACCACCCACCCCCGUGAGCGAAUCUCGGAGUAAUGGGAACAGUUUAGUUCCCAUAAACAAUUCUCGCAUCCAUAAAUCAGCAUCUGACGCUAAUUUUGGACGUUUUCGUAACUCAAAGUCCUACAAAAAUUCUCAUCAUCAUUUUUCACCGAGGAAAACCAGACGAACGACUCUGACAACUACUCAUACACUGAUGAAUCUGUCUCGGAGAUGUUUUGGGAUCGUAUUACUUAUUCAGAUGGAACUCUGUGACAUUACGUUAAGACACUGGCUGCAAGAGAGAAACAGUCAACUGUCAAAUAAUGAAGGUGGACUUGUGAAUAAAAAGGAAAACAUGAAAAUAUUCAAACAAAUUGUCACUGGUGUAAAAUACAUUCAUUCUCAAGGCUUAAUACAUCGAGAUAUAAAGCCAAACAACAUUUUCUUGAAUCGUACCAAACGCUACGAUGAUUCCUACGAUUAUUGUGUGAAAAUUGGUGACUUUGGUCUUGCGAGACCCGACAUGUUUGGUGAACAUUCCUUCGCGACAACAGAACUAACAUCAUUUAUAGAACCGAUUUCUCCAUUGUUCCCUGGAGAUACACCACCAUCCUCAUCAAGCCAGACAAAAGGUGUAGGUACUUGUACUUAUGCAUCCCCUGAGCAACUUCACAACAGAGACUAUAGCUCUAAAGUCGAUAUAUACAGUCUAGGUAUAGUUCUCUUCGAAUUCUUUCAACCUUUCAAGACGGAAAUGGAAAGGCAUACAAAUAUUAAAGAUCUGAGAAAGUCACAUGUGCCACAGGAGCUUAAAAAUUUAUGGUCUGAAGAGAAUGAUUUAAUUCUUCAAAUGAUGGCCAAAGAUCCUGAAAGUAGACCGUCUGCUGACGAUAUCUUAGAAAUGGAUAUUCUCAACGAGAAAAACAAGUGUUUUGCUGAAUUGAUGGUAAAGUUGGAGAUUGAACAGAAAGAAAAUGCCUUUUUACGUAACCGCAUUCACGCUUUGGAACUUGAACUGAAGGAGAAAGACGAACUGAUUGCUCAGUUUAAAGUUCACGACAAAACGUUGUGAAGAGAAGAGUAUUCACAACGUUGUGAUAUCUAUUUUAAUUUGUAGGUUUAGCUUCAUCAUAGAGACGAAAAUGGUUAGAAAUAGAGAUAAAAUAUUUUACUUUGGUGUAAAAUAAUUUUGACGAUGUGACUGUCGAUUAGAAUAUUUUGUGUUCAUUCAAAGCUUUUCAUUGUAGAUAAGUGAAAUGUUGAUAUUUUUGCUUGUAAAGAGUUUCGAAGAGUGUGUUGUGUGAUAUCCUGACAGAAAUUUAGUUCAACUUCAGUUUUAAAAGCAAAUGUUGUGUUCAACUUCGUGUUCAUUAAACAAGUAUAUUCAAACGUUGA
Molecule: messenger RNA, 2349 nt
Organism: Xenia sp. Carnegie-2017
Lineage: Eukaryota; Metazoa; Cnidaria; Anthozoa; Malacalcyonacea; Xeniidae
Product: eukaryotic translation initiation factor 2-alpha kinase 1-like
Exons: 17
Coding region: 119-2026 (635 amino acids)
Biological process (GO): protein phosphorylation
Molecular function (GO): ATP binding; protein kinase activity
Source: RefSeq, a predicted model, not a curated record